Messenger RNA from Anopheles maculipalpis, 897 nucleotides. Its product is annotated as prolyl 4-hydroxylase subunit alpha-1-like. The coding region runs from base 1 to 897 and encodes 298 amino acids. The record is from RefSeq and is a predicted model, not a curated record. Gene Ontology annotation, molecular function: procollagen-proline 4-dioxygenase activity; iron ion binding; L-ascorbic acid binding. Lineage: Eukaryota; Metazoa; Arthropoda; Insecta; Diptera; Culicidae. Gene Ontology annotation, biological process: peptidyl-proline hydroxylation to 4-hydroxy-L-proline. Gene Ontology annotation, cellular component: endoplasmic reticulum. The transcript has 2 exons.
AUGAAGCGUAAGAUGCUAGUGAGUAGAAUUGGUCAGUGUCUGGUGACGUUGGUAGUGUUUGCAGUUGUUUCUAUUAGUGCACAAACCGUUGAUGGGGAUGUAGAGGUAGCGACGGUUGAUGGUGAGCAGGUGGUUAAGAUCAGGUUUGACCCGUUCAUGGACCUGUGCCGGGGGACAUACACUGAACCGUCUGCCAUAACUAGCACACUGUACUGUUUGUAUGAUGUGCGCAACACACACAGUCUCCUGUCCCCGAGUAAGGUGGAAGUGCUCCAUAACGAUCCAUUUGUCGCUCUCAUACACGACAUGGUGUAUGAUAGUGAGAUCGAGCAGCUGCAAUCAUUGGGAGAUGCGACCAUUAAACGGUCCGGCCCUACCAACGAUAGCUGGCUGCCAGUGUUUUACGACAAUCAUCAAACAUACACGCUGCACGAUCGGGACCAUCCGGUGGUAGAGCGUUUGACACGCCGCAUCGAACGUGCGACGGGAUUGAGCUGCGAAACGGCGGAAGAUUUGAAGGUUAUCUACAACGAAGUCGGUGCGUAUAGGACAGGUGAUAUAGAUUCCAUCCAGACGAAGGAGGACUUUCAUCGUUUUUCCUAUUCCGGGGAUCGGUUAGCAACGGUUUUAUUCUUCCUGAGUGACGUCGAGCAGGGUGGAUACACCAUUUUCCCAAAGCUACGUGUCGCUAUUCCACCCCGCAAAGGUGCGCUGGCGUUCUGGUACAAUCUGAAGGAUACCGGUGAAGCAAAUCCCCUAAUGAAGUACAGCAUCUGUCCACUGAUGUCGGACGAAAAAUGGACGGCAAAGAAACUGAUCCACACACGUGGUAAUGAGCUGCGCCAUCUGUGCCGCCCGGAAUCGGCACCGAAUCCGGACUCGAAGAACACAUACUAA